This is a messenger RNA of Paramecium pentaurelia, 2749 nucleotides long. The record is from the annotation of a GenBank genome assembly. NCBI's taxonomy places the organism in Eukaryota, Ciliophora, Oligohymenophorea, Peniculida, Parameciidae.
AAUGAGUGAGGAUAUAUUAAGUAGAAGUAACAUGGGUGAAUUUGGAGAAGUAUGUUUUCAUUUAGAUUUGUUAUUUAGGAAUUUGAUCAACAACUCUAUGAAAGAUGUGAACAAUUUUGUUAAAAAUUAAGACGAACAAAUUAAUAGCUCUACAAGUUCAAUUUAAUAUCAAUUUUAGACAAUUUUCCAAUAUUGUUAAUUAAAAUACUAAAGCUGCUAAAGAAUAAUUGGGAUAAAUGUUAAGUGAGGAACCAGAAAUAUUAAAGGAAGUUAAUGCUUUAUUAGAGGAUGAUGUCAAAUUCAAGACUCAGAAAGAGAGAUUGACUGAGUUCAUAAACAAUGAGAGUAACAAAUCUAAGGCUUUGGAAACGAUAUUGAAAUAAAUCUAAAAUGGACAUUUAGAUGGACAUCAAAACAAAGAUCAUAUAUUGGAUUUAUUUAGCAAUGAGCCUUAAUUACAAUAAUAGUUUUUGUAAAGUUUCAAAAAGAAGCAUGACCAAAUUCCACCAAAAAAAAAAAUUGAAGAAAAUAGAAAUUAUUUUUAAAAACUAUUGGAUAAGAAUGGGGUUGUAGAUAUGGUAUUACUAAAAUUUAUAUAUUAGAAUGAAUUGCUCUUUUGGGAUAAAUUUAGAAUGAGGGUAAUUCAAUAAUACCCCAAUGAUUUUCAACAAUUUAUGAAUGAAUUUAUGAAGAUUAUACAUUUAUAUUCUGAAUGCAUUAUAACUUAAAUGGAAGUGAUGGAGUUAAUCAAUUAAUAAGAAUGGCUAGAAACUGAAUACAUUGAUGAUAUUAGAUCCAUGUUGUCUACAAGGGUGAUUGCUAGAAGAAUAUAAACUCCUCUUUUUAAACCUUUGAAAGAUACAGAUUUUGCUUAAGUGGACAGAGUAACUAGAUCCUAUGUUAGAAUGCCUAUUGGAUAUGCAAAGGCUAAUAAUAAUUAAGAAAUUCUUAACCAUUCUUGGGUAUCAGUGCCAUUUGGUUCUGAAGAUCAAUCAUUCUUAAUUAUGAGAAAAAACACUUUUGAAGAACAACUUUUUAAAAGUGAAGACGAAAGAUUUGAAUUUGAUGUCAAUAUUUAAUAAAUAAAAAGAACCAUAAAUUUAUUAUAAGAAAUAAUUGAUAGUAAUAAAGAGGAUCCAAUAUUGAUUGCUAAAGUAAUUAAUAUGAGAAUCUUACAAUAAUUAUAUCGAAAUUAAACUUAAGAUUAAAAUGAAGUGCUUUAGAUAUUUUAAACUAAACCUGCUGAAAGUGCAAAAAUCCUUAUAAAGAGAGUGAGAUCAAAAUUAAAUGAAUUAAUUUCAGCAAGAAAUAACAAAGCUAAAUAAAUUUGGGAAAAUGUCUCAUUAAAUAACUUUCAUCGUUCACUUGAUCACAGAUCUUUUUAUUUUAAAAAAAAUGAUAAAUUAGUAAUUAAUGGAUAAAGAUUUGCAAGAGAAAUAGAAGAAUAUGCCAAAAAUGUCUUAAUAAAGCAUUUAGGAUCAAAAGAACAUGUAUUUGUUAAAAGAAAACAAGAUUAAAUAUAAUAUACAUUUGAAAAUUCAUUUCUGAAUUCUCUGGCUUAGAUGACUAACAUAAGACCAACUUUACCUAAAUAAAUGCCAUUAAUUACUUCUAUCAAAGAUAAUGUCCGUUUUUCUCCAUUAAUUUCUUUAUGGAUGGGAAAUGAAUAAAUUUUAUAAGAGUGUGGUUAAUUUGUUAUUCAUUAUCUCCAGAUUAUGGGAGGCAAUAAUUCUCUGGAUAAAAGAAAUGGAACCAUUUUUAUGAUAAAGUUAAUCAAUCAUUUUUUUUAAGUUCCAAUGAAACCAAUGCAAAUAUCAUAAUUGACAUUAAUAGAUACUAAAUUGAAAAAUGAAAUAUAAGAACUUGAAAUAUAUGAUAUUCAUUAUAAUCCAGAAGAUGCUACAAUAUCUAUUCCAGUAAUAGAAAAUGAAUCUCCAGGCUUAUUUUUAAAUUUACAACCUAGAGUCAAAUCCACUACAUAUGUGACAUAAAAUCUAUAUAUUCUUUUGAGAUUUCUACAUACUAUAUAUCAAAGAUUAGAAAUGGCUUAUGUGAUUAGUCAAUAAAACAAAUUAGGAUAAGAUAAGAGAUAUAAUUUAUUUAAAUCUGCGUUAUUUCUUUCAUUAAAGGCCAAAGACUUUAAAUAUGAAGAUCAUUUACGUAGUUUAUUUGGGAAGCAUGUAAAUUGAUUAUUAAUAACUUUAGGGUUUCAUAUUUUCAACUUUAGAAAAGGUUUUUCAUGAUGCUGCUAAGUAAUUAGCUAUUUGUGCUUCUGAUGUUGUAACAAUGUCAUUUUUUGAAAAAUCAUAAUCAGUAGAAGGAGACCUUGAUAAAUACUUUUCAGUUGUCUCUAGUAUUGUAAAUGGUGAAGGAAUUAAGGUUUCAGAUUUAGAAGCUUCUGUUUUUUGUAAGUUCUAAGAAUUACAAGAGGAAGAACAAUUACUUAAAUUACAUCAUGCAUUUGCUCGCCAUAAACCAGAAAAGAAACCUAUCUAUAGAGUAAAUUGAUAAUGUUAUUUUUAGAUAGCUUGUUGGCAUAAAGCUUGUUUUAUUUCAAUAUUACCAGCAUAUGGGGGUUGCAAUUAAGAUGUAUGUAAAUCUUGUAAACAACCUUUCUUAAUGAGAAAUAUGAAAAGAGGUGAAAGAAGAAUGAUGAUAAAUAAUAGUAUUGAAUGGAUUGUUGAUGAAUUUAGCCAUUUCAAACCUAUCAAUAAUUGGGGAGAAGAUUAUUUAAAAUGUGUAUGAUUGU